AUGUCAAACGUGCGAGUGUCUAACGGGAGCCCGAGCCUGGAGCGGAUGGACGCCAGACAGGCGGAGUACCCUAAACCUUCCGCCUGCAGAAACCUCUUCGGCCCUGUGAAUCACGAAGAGUUAACUAGGGACUUGGAGAAGCACUGCAGAGACAUGGAAGAAGCCAGCCAGCGCAAGUGGAAUUUUGAUUUUCAGAAUCACAAGCCCUUGGAGGGAAAAUACGAGUGGCAAGAGAUGGAAAAAGGCAGCUUGCCCGAGUUUUACUACAGACCCCCUCGGCCACCCAAAGGCUCCUGCAAAGUUCCCCCACAGGAGAGCCAGGAUGCUAGCGGGAACCACCCGGCACUGCCUUUAAUGGGGGCUCAGGCAAACUCAGAGGACUCACAUUUGGUAGACCAAAAGACUGAUGCAUCAGACAACCCGUCGGGGUUAGCGGAGCAGUGCACUGGGAUAAGGAAGCGACCUGCAGCCGACGAUUCCUCUACUCAAAACAAAAGAGCCAACAGAACAGAAGAAAAUGUUUCAGAAGGUUCCCCGAAUGCCGGUUCAGUGGAGCAGACACCUAAGAAGCCCGGCCUCAGAAAACGUCAAACGUAA
Molecule: messenger RNA, 597 nt
Organism: Chrysochloris asiatica (Cape golden mole)
Lineage: Eukaryota; Metazoa; Chordata; Mammalia; Afrosoricida; Chrysochloridae
Gene: CDKN1B
Product: cyclin-dependent kinase inhibitor 1B (p27, Kip1)
Exons: 2
Coding region: 1-597 (198 amino acids)
Biological process (GO): G1/S transition of mitotic cell cycle; negative regulation of cell population proliferation; regulation of cell cycle
Cellular component (GO): nucleus; cytoplasm
Molecular function (GO): cyclin-dependent protein serine/threonine kinase inhibitor activity; protein-folding chaperone binding
Source: RefSeq, a predicted model, not a curated record